AUGCCGGCCGUCCCCUUCGCUGUCUCGUCGCAGUCACGGAAAAAGCUGAAGGCAUUUGCAUUUGACGAAAGAUUACUUGAAGUGGAUGAGGACAAAGAGAAUCAGGGUAUCGGCCGGACUACGAGAGUAGGAGAAGCGUCAUUCGAAAAGGCGGAUGAUGGUGGUAGUGUAGGCCAACGUUGUCUCUCACAGCGCGACAUGCCUCGGACGCCCGCUGUCAAAAUACCCUUCGAAGACCUCAUUGCGAAUACCGAAGAUGCCUUCAAUUGCCUGCCGCCGAUUGCCACGCCUAAAGACCACGUCUUAUGGGAAACAAACCCUGAUAGCACAGACGCCUCUGGAGCUGCUACUGGAACACAAAAAAGCAGAAAACGGGCCCGUAGCUCGUCUCCUGCCUCCUCACAGCUUGGGAGAUCUGAUCACAUCUCUGUGCACAAAGAUGCCUUGAACCUAGAUGCCCUAAACAGGUCUCUUCGAACACCAAACAAUGAUCCUACGCAAGAUCUAUGGAAUCGAUACACGACUGCAAAUGCGAAGAAAAUCGAAGCCGAACCUACCUUGCCUGCUUACGCCCAUCUUCUCCCUUCAUCACCUCAGACGCCGAGCUCAGCAAGCAAAGAGAGUGGCUUACGGAGAACACACAGUUGUGGCAUAGAAUGGCCAGCGUCGAAAUCCAAGCGGCGAAGAGUAGAGGCCAAUGAAAUGCAUGGUCGUACGAAGGAAUUGUUCGCUGCAUCUCGAAAGGAGAUCUUGCGCCGAGAUCUAUCGAAUAAUACUCGUGUGGGACUCCUCUUGGAAAAGAUCCAGGAGAGUCUGACGAAGAAGGUCGCAGCCGAUGAAAGCCCAUCGAGCUCCUCCCCGUUGCCAGACCGACGGUCCCAAGCUCUUGUUUCGCCGACAAAACCUCAGACCGCGGUCCGGUCGGGAAACACAAGCACUACACACGCGCCAGUACAUACACCUGCAGUGACGGGACAAAACUCCGAAGCGCAGCAUGAUCAGCAAUCUUCCUCGGAAUUCAGUGAUGACGGCCUAGAUAUCGAGGCCUUUGAAAGUGUAGAGCAGGCACUUGCAGAGACUGCGGCACAGAAUGACCCAGUACCUGCCGAGCAGCGUUUCGAAACGGAGCUGGAUAGACAUACGGCAGCUUCCGCUUCACAACCGGCCGUUUCAGUGUAUCAGAGUGAACCGUCUGGACACGGACUCAGAAAUGCUGAAUCACCGAAACCUCCCCCACCAGAACCUCAGACUAUACCCGCCAUGCAAGAGUUUGAUGAUGAGUUUGAUGACGACGACGACGAAGAACUGAUGAAUGAAAUGCUUGACCUGGCUGCAAAAUACGACUCCCAGCCUAAUCCACCGGCUAGAGAACAGCCGGCAGUGAACCAGAAUGCUCAGAUGAAUACGGUCCCCAAGCGGUUGGAAACGCUCGACGAGUUCGAGGAUGCCUUUGAUGAUGAUGAGGAGCUAUGGGAGGGCAUUGCAGAUGCCACCUCCGCAAAACCAACGACGGUGGUUGAAUCCACGAAUCAUACCUCAAUUGAUAACAGAGCUAUCAAGCGCUACCUUAUUGUCGAUGUCCUCGAGAGUCAAUACGAGUACAAGGCCGGGCGUCGACGACCCGAGAAAAUGCUUUCCGUCAAGGACGAAAAGUCCGGUAUGCUGUACAUUGUACUCCUGCGAGAGUCUUGGUACGAUACCAGGUGCACCAAAGGAUCCUACAUUCAUAUUAUUGGCAAGUUCGAUCGCACCGGUCAGUGCAUCGUUAAUGAUACCGAUAACAUGAUCAUUCUCCAUCCCGACCACUUGAUAUCUUCGACUGUGGUGGGCGAUUCUUUUACGUGUAUGCGACGGGCUGUACUUCAGGACAGAGUGAAAGCUACGAGUGCCGCCACUCAGCCUCAGGUUUAUGGCCAUAUUCUACACGAAGUCUUCGGACAAGCAUUACAACUCAACAAAUGGGACAUGCAGACGUUCAGAGACAUCAUCGACAAGAUUCUUCCAUCUUACAUUGAAUCACUUUAUGAGAUUGGAGUUCAACUACCCGAUGCUAAAGAGUAUCUAUUGGGAAAAGCACCUGAAAUGAUGGCAUGGGCGAGCGUCUUCGUCGGCGACAAUCUGUCCAGUGACGCUCUCAUUCGCGAUCGCAAUGGCAUCCUCGUCCCUACAACUAUCAACAAGCUUCUUGAGCUGGAGGAGCAUAUAUGGUCACCGAUGUACGGCCUCAAAGGCAAUAUUGAUGCCACCGUUCAAGCCCAGAUGAAGCUACCUCAGGACCGGUCGCCCAGAACACUGCUAGUGCCUUUCGAGUUGAAGACUGGCAAAAAGGACAACGUUGAGCAGCACCGUGUACAAACAGCGCUCUACACCUUGCUACUGUCUGAUCGGUAUGAUAUCAAUGUCACUUGUGGUGUCCUGUACUACAUGGAAACAUCCAAAACCUUCCGCGUGGAGGGCGUGAGAAACGAGAUACGACACAUGGUCAUUGAGCGGAACGAAUUGGCUUGCUAUGUCCACGACAAACUGGCGCUGCCGCCGAUGAUUAAGAAAGAACAUCUCUGCAAGUCCUGCUACUCAAAGGCUGCCUGCUUCAUUCACCACAAACUAUCGGAGGAUGGCAAUGCAGAAACCAGUGGUCUAGGCGAAAAGUUCAACGAGGUGGUCGGCCAUCUUUCUCCUGCGCAUCAGGCAUUCUUCAAGAAGUGGGACGACCUUUUGACUCGAGAGGAACGCGAUACGAUGAAGUUUCGACGCGAACUCUGGACAAUGCUGAGUGUAGAGCGCGAGGCGGUCGGUCGUUGCUUCUCAGAAGUCAUAAUUCAACCAGGAUCUACCUUCGAAAACACUGAAAGCUCCAAAAUCAACAGGUUCGAGUAUACAUUCAUCAAGCACAGACCACGUCCAGGUUUCUCGUUUGCAGAGUCACAUAUCAAUAUUGGUGAUCCAAUUGUUAUCUCAGACGAGAAAGGACAUUUCAAUUUCGCUGCAGGCUUUGUCACGAAUGUCCGACCAUCUCGGGUUGUGGUAGCGGUUGAUCGAAGAUUGCAACCUGCCCGACGAAAGCUGGCCGACUUCGACUCCUCCAAUCGACAGGUCUUCUCGGGUGUCAUGGGAGAAGCGGCUGAGGAUGUAUCUGGCACAGUUGAGGAACCGAUGUUGUAUCGCAUAGACAAGGACGAGUUUGCGAAUGGAAUGGCAACUGCUCGAAACAACGUCAUCCGGAUGAUGGAGAAGGAUCUGUGGCACGCGCGAGAGCUUCGACAGCUGAUCAUUGAGAACAAACCUCCAGAGUUCAAGAUCACGUCUACAGCAUACACCUUAUCCGGACCAGCUUCACAGCGAAGUCUCAAUCUUGACCAGCGGAAGGCCAUCGAGAAGGUGAUGAGUGCAAAGGACUACGCUCUAGUUCUAGGCAUGCCUGGCACUGGCAAAACGACAACAAUAGCUCACAUCAUACGAGCUCUUGUCUCACAAGGCAAAUCUGUCUUGUUGGCAUCCUACACUCACACAGCGGUGGACAAUAUUUUGCUCAAGAUCAAAGACGACCACAUCCCAAUUCUGCGAAUUGGAGCUAUCAAUAAAGUCCAUCCGGAGAUUCACUCGUUCGCCGAUGUUUCAGGGCAGCCCAAACGGACCAUCGAAGAAUUACACGCAUCGUGGCACGGGAGUAAAGUCGUUGCGACUACCUGUCUAGGCGUCAAUCACGGCAUCUUCAACGCGCGGACAUUUGACUACUGCAUUGUGGAUGAGGCUUCCCAGAUCACAUUGCCGGUAUGUCUGGGUCCGAUUCGCAUGGCAAGAACGUUUGUUCUGGUCGGCGACCACUACCAACUGCCGCCGCUGGUUCAAAACAAGGAGGCUUUGGAAGGAGGCCUCGACGUCAGUCUUUUCAAACUCCUUUCUGACGCACAGCCGGAUUCGGUGGUAAAUCUUGAACACCAAUAUCGAAUGGCGGAGGACAUCAUGCUUUUGUCCAAGGAGCUGGUUUAUUCUGGACGCAUCAAAUGUGGUAACGAGGCUGUCGCCAAACGAAUGCUCCAUAUCCCGGGCCUGGAAGGCGGACUAGCAGUACAUCAUUUCACUGCAUCUUCACUGCCGAAAUCGAGUCACAGUACUCAGACAAUUUGUGUGACUGAGGCUUCAUGUUGGUUGCGACGAGCCCUGUCUCCCGUAUCUCGAUGUCUGUUUCUCAAUACAGACACCAUCGCUACAAAAGGUCCAGCGCGUGAGACCGCAUCAGGGGCGCGGAUAACCAAUGCAGUGGAAUCUCGUCUCACAGCACAGCUCGUGACAACGUUGAUCCACUCAGGUAUCGCCCCUCGUUCAAUCGGCGUGAUCACAUUCUAUCGCUCCCAACUCGCAUUACUCAAAUCUGAUGUCAAAUCCACUGCCGGUUCUGCCGCCGCGGCGGAGGUCGAGAUGCAUACGGCAGACAAAUAUCAAGGCCGAGACAAGGAGGUAGUCAUCCUCAGCUGCGUCAGGAGCAACGAGAACAAGCACGUGGGCGACCUUCUGAAAGACUGGCGGCGCGUGAAUGUCGCUGUGACGCGGGCAAGAAGUAAGCUGUUGAUCAUCGGUAGCAAGAGUACUCUUGCGGGAAGCGGCGUACCCAUCCUCAAAGGCCUGACGCGCAUCAUGGAUGAGAAGGCAUGGGUGCUGGAUCUUCCCAGCGGCGCUUGUGAUGAGCAUCUGUUUGAGACUGGAAGUCAAGUCACGGGCGUCACGCAGAAGAGUGUUGCCGGGUUUGUUGAAGUCCAUGUGGACAGUCCGCCUGCGUCGGGCCCGGGAAAGAAUAACAAGAAGAGGAGAGACGUCCUUUACCCAGGCAAUCUACGGGGCCGCAAGAGCCCAAAGAAGCAAGCGACCUUUCGGAAACCGGAGAAGAUCGUCCGCGGAACUGCCCUGGUCGGCGACGUUCAGAGUUUCUUGGAUAAACGUCCCGUGUUGAGAGACGUGGUCAACGACCUGGAUGGUCUGGCACAAGGAUAUGAUACUCCAAUCGGCGCCGGGAAGGAGAACGUGCAAAUGCACCGCGUUAAUGACGGGAAUGAUGAUCUGGAUGGUGAUUUCAUGGAUGUAGAUGCCGACUUCGACCCGGCUGACUUUGGAGUAUUCUGA
Molecule: messenger RNA, 5118 nt
Organism: Capronia coronata CBS 617.96
Lineage: Eukaryota; Fungi; Ascomycota; Eurotiomycetes; Chaetothyriales; Herpotrichiellaceae
Exons: 3
Coding region: 1-5118 (1705 amino acids)
Biological process (GO): replication fork reversal
Cellular component (GO): cytoplasm
Molecular function (GO): 5'-flap endonuclease activity; single-stranded DNA helicase activity
Source: RefSeq, a predicted model, not a curated record